This is a messenger RNA of Prosopis cineraria, 836 nucleotides long. RefSeq lists its product as uncharacterized. Gene Ontology annotation, cellular component: nucleus. The transcript has a single exon. The record is from RefSeq and is a predicted model, not a curated record. Lineage: Eukaryota; Viridiplantae; Streptophyta; Magnoliopsida; Fabales; Fabaceae. Bases 57 to 533 code for a protein of 158 amino acids.
CCUCUCAGACCUAGAGAAAAGAGAAUCUUGAAUCAAAAUUGGAGGAAACAGACACAAUGGGGAACUCGAAACAGUACUUCCUUUUGAGGACGGAGCCAUCAGAGUGGUCAUGGGAGGACCAAGCCUCCAAUAGAGGCAUAACCAAGUGGGACGGCGUCAAGAACAAGCAAGCCCAGAAAUACCUCAAGUCCAUGACCCUACACGAUCUCUGCUUCUUCUAUCACUCCGGUGCCAAGGCCCGCCGCGUUGUCGGUGUCGUCACCGUCGUGCGUGAGUGGUACGUGGAGGGUGAAGACGGGGCCGUGGACGUGAAGGCGGUCGGGGAAAUGAGGAGGCCGGUGGACUUGAAGGAGAUGAAAGGGGACCGAGGGUUGAAGGACUUUGUACUGUUGAAGCAGCCUCGGCUCUCUGUUGUUCCAGUUUCUGAGGAUGUCUGGAAAAGAAUAUGUGAUUUGGGAGGCGGCUAUGAAGGGGACGGCCAAGAUGGAAUCGACGGCGAGGAGGAUGAAGAGGACGCUGAAGAAGAAGAAUGAUUGAGGUUCUAGGUGAACCGGUAUGGUAGGUGUUUGUAAAUAUGCCUGCUUGAUCUGUGUAGUUUAGACUCGUGCUUGGGGUUGGAGAAGUGUAAAAUGGAGAAGAGGAGGGAUCAAACUAAUCUUUUUGUUUGGGUUGUGGGGGAUGAAAGUUGAAAUUGCUUGCUUGAUGGAUGGGUUCAACUAAAUAUGCCUCCUCACUGAUCCCUAGUUUGGUUUUUUUGAGGAAAAUGGAGUUCUUCAAGAACAUCUGUUAAUCACUCUAACGAAUAGUUUUUGCUCUGGUUGGAUUUGUUAGUUUCA